This is a messenger RNA of Rhagoletis zephyria (snowberry fruit fly), 7402 nucleotides long. It is a transcript of the gene Abl, whose product is annotated as tyrosine-protein kinase Abl. Gene Ontology annotation, biological process: protein phosphorylation. NCBI's taxonomy places the organism in Eukaryota, Metazoa, Arthropoda, Insecta, Diptera, Tephritidae. Gene Ontology annotation, molecular function: ATP binding; non-membrane spanning protein tyrosine kinase activity; protein binding. The record is from RefSeq and is a predicted model, not a curated record.
ACGACGACGAGUUGGUGCAGACGAUUUUCGUUGCCGCUGCAUAUGUGGUCUUGUGCAAAUUUUACCAAGUGUAAUUUUAUAGAAAUUAAUAAAUAUAAACAACUUCUGAAAUCAUAAUUCGCUGCAAAUAAACGCGUUUGUUUCGGAUUGGGUGGGACUUCCUCCCACACAGCGUAGUCGCUUAUGAGCUGAAGUGGAUGUGCAGCAGAGGUUGGGUGCAGACAAGUUGCACUUGCAAUCAACUUGGGCGUGUUUUUUUCAUGUGUAUGUCGCCGCCUAUAGCUCAAAACAGAGGAUACAAUACAAAAUGUAUAUACUAAAAAUAAUAAGCAUCAAAAUACAAAUGUAAUCUUAAAUUUAAAAUUCACAAUAAAAGUGUUUUAUAAAAAAUUAAAUACUUGCGCCGAUAUUCGGGGAGUUGCGCGAGUAGAGAAGAAAAAAUAAUAAUUGCAACUUCCAAGCGCGAAGCAACGUAUAAAAGGCGAAGUGCAAAGAGCCUAGAGUAGUGAAAAGUGAGUGUAAAAUCAAAAUGUGUAAUAAAUUCCAGUUUUAAAGGGCAUUUUGUAUAAUAUCUAUAGUUAAUGAUAAGAGUGAAAAAAACUACAUAAAGUGUGAACGAACGACGGAAGUAAAAUACGUGUAGAGGAAAUUAUAAAAAAAAAAAAUUUACGCCGCACUUCCGUCCGCGGUCUGAUCCCUCUACACCUGACUAGUUCCGUUUCGAGUUCGAGUGCAGCUUUUUCUUUAGUCUGUACACGCCCACAUAUUUGAAUAAUAAAAAUUCGUCUUUGUCGGCUUUUCACAUUCACCUUUACAAAAACCUUGUGACUUUGGGGUUUUCAAUUCCAAAUCGAGCUUAAAGAACCUUUACUACAUCUUUUGUCGACACAACGAAGCCGGCCAUUUCAUUAUGGGCGCACAGCAGGGCAAGGAACGCGGUUCACAUUCGAGUGGUGGUGGCCAUGGCGGCACUGCAAGCUGUAUUGGUGUCCCAAGUAGUGGCAGUCCUGUCGGCUUGUCGUCGUCUCAUGGCAUUAGUGUUGGCAGUGUAAAUGCACUGGCUGCUGGUUCCACUUUACGUGGCUCGCGCAUCAAAUCAUCUGCUACACCAGCAGCUGUGGGUGGUAGUUCACAUCGGUCGACUGCCGCUUCGGUUAGUAGCAUUGGACACACAUCGAAGGACAACCACACUCGCUGCAAUGUCAUCGGAAUGAAUAUUUUCACAGAACAUAAUGGUCCAAUGCACAGAGCUCAGCAACAGCAACUCCGUGAUGCGGCUAAAUAUCAAAUACAUUUAGAAGCGCUACGACAAUCUCGCCCGCUGCCACACAUUCCUGCCGGCACAACAUUGCUGGCUGACGCAGAGUUGCCCGGCCAGGAUGGCGCUUCGCUGCACACACAAAGCCACAGUCAAGGCCACAGCUCAGCCACAUCUGGCUUUGAGUCAGCACAUCGUUGGACAUCCAAAGAAAAUCUGCUAGCACCCGGCCCCGAAGAGGACGAUCCACAAUUAUUUGUAGCAUUAUAUGACUUUCAAGCUGGUGGUGAGAAUCAAUUAAGUCUGAAGAAGGGAGAACAGGUGCGUAUUUUAUCGUACAACAAAUCGGGCGAAUGGUGUGAGGCACACUCAGAUUCCGGCAAUGUCGGUUGGGUACCAUCGAACUAUGUGACGCCACUUAACUCGCUGGAGAAACACUCUUGGUAUCAUGGACCCAUAUCGCGCAAUGCAGCCGAAUAUUUGCUCAGCUCAGGCAUCAAUGGUAGUUUCUUGGUGCGCGAAAGUGAAAGUUCGCCAGGCCAAAGGAGCAUCAGUUUGAGAUACGAAGGGCGUGUAUAUCACUAUCGCAUCUCCGAGGAUCCGGAUGGUAAAGUUUUUGUCACAGCGGAAGCUAAAUUUAAUACACUCGCCGAACUUGUGCAUCAUCAUAGUGUACAACAUGAAGGGCACGGGUUGAUUACGCCAUUGCUUUACCCGGCGCCCAAACAAAAUAAACCGACCGUUUUCCCACUCAGUCCCGAACCGGACGAGUGGGAAAUCUGCCGUACGGACAUUGUGAUGAAGCAUAAGUUGGGCGGCGGCCAGUACGGUGAAGUGUACGAGGCUGUUUGGAAGCGUUACGGCAAUACUGUGGCUGUGAAAACGCUCAAGGAGGAUACAAUGGCACUCAAGGACUUCCUCGAAGAGGCGGCUAUUAUGAAAGAGAUGAAGCAUCCAAAUUUGGUGCAACUAAUUGGCGUUUGCACGCGCGAGCCACCCUUUUACAUCAUCACCGAAUUCAUGUCGCACGGCAAUCUUUUGGAUUUUCUGCGCUCGCCUGCUCGCGAAACUUUGGACGCUGUGGCAUUGCUUUAUAUGGCCACACAGAUUGCAUCCGGCAUGAGCUAUCUGGAAUCGCGUAAUUACAUACAUCGCGACUUGGCGGCGCGCAACUGUCUUGUGGGCGAUAAUAAACUUGUGAAAGUUGCCGAUUUUGGGUUGGCGCGCCUUAUGCGCGAUGACACGUAUACAGCGCAUGCUGGCGCCAAAUUUCCCAUCAAGUGGACCGCUCCGGAGGGUCUGGCGUACAAUAAGUUCAGCACAAAAUCGGAUGUUUGGGCAUUUGGCGUUUUGCUGUGGGAAAUCGCCACCUAUGGCGCUUCACCAUAUCCCAAUAUUGAUCUCACCGAUGUAUUUCAUAAGCUUGAGAAGGGCUAUCGCAUGGAGCGGCCGCCAGGUUGCCCGCCGGAAGUUUACGAUUUGAUGCGUCAGUGUUGGCAUUGGAAUGCGGCAGAUCGGCCGACAUUCAAGAGCAUACAUCAUGCAUUGGAGCAUAUGUUUCAGGAAUCAUCGAUUACUGAGGCUGUCGCAAAACAAUUGAAUGCCACAACGAUGACACAGAGUCUAACGCCGCAAAUGGGUAAAAAGGGUAUACCAGUGAAUGGUGCAGGCGGCGGAGGUGGUGGUGUUGGUGGUGGCGGCAGCAGUAGCGGCGGCGGCGGCGGCGGCGCUGGCGGAGGCAGUUUAACACCAAGCGGCGGCAUGCUAGAACAGCCACCAGCAGGCACUCCAAUGUCGGAAACCGGUUCUACAUCGACAAAAUUGAGCACUUUUUCCAGCCAAGGUAAAGGAAAUGUGCAAAUGCGCCGCACCACCAACAAGCAAGGCAAACAGGCGCCUGCGCCUCCUAAGCGUACGAGCCUACUUUCCACCAGCCGCGAUUCUACUUAUCGUGAUGAUGAGUCACGUAAUCUCAUUGACGAGCACAAUACAAAUGGUAGUAGCAUCUUUUUCAACCUACAACAACAACUACAAAAACAACUGCAAAAGCAAACUCCAAUACAACCACAACCAUAUAAUGUUGUUGUUCAACCCAGUACUACCCCAACCAAUAACACUAAUAAACGUUGCAAAACGAAUUCUUAUACUUUGUGUACUACACCACCUCCUCCCCAAUAUUCUAUAAAGAAAUCAUCCUCUUGCAGUAGUUUCCUAAUCGAUAUACUUUUUCGAGGUAUUUCACACCUGAGUCUUACGCGUGAUAUUAAUAAUCUUGGACAGCGCUAUGAUUCCGAAAACGACAAUACAACUGGUGAUCCUGACACUGAUGCUACCGGCGAUAGUUUGGAGUGCCAAAAUAUACCCACCCAAAGCAAGGUACAGCAUUCGCUCCAUAGCGGUGGAAUUGGACCACGUUCCGGCCAACAACAUAGCUCCUUCAAACGACCCACACCCGUUAUGGGCAACCGUGGCCUCGAAACUCGUCAAAGUAAACGCUCACAGCAUCAACAGCAGCAGCAACAACAUGCGCCACGCGAUAGCAGUGCUGGCGCUUGUACACCACAUCACGUCACCGUUGGCGCGCUUGAGGUGAAGAAUGUAAAGUGCGUUGUCAAUCGCUAUGGCACUUUGCCCAAGGUACAGCGCAUAGGUGCAUUCCUCAACAGUCUCGAGGAUCCGAAUACGCCACCACAACACAGCAUCACUACUCAUCUAAAUGCAGUCGCCGCGCCGGUCACCACAAACGGGCAUGGUGUUGGUGGUGUGCAUGCUGCCGCACGUCAGCAACUUCCACCGGCGCAUGUGAUGCCAAUACCGACGCCGCCAACAAAAUCAGCAGCAAACAUUAAUUCUGGAAAUGGCAGCAGUGGCAGUGGAACUAUACCGACACCACCACAGCAGAUGAUACGCAGCAAUUCUUCGAGUGGCGUCACUAUGCAGAACAGCGCAUCAGCGAGCUUGAAUAAACUGCAGCGUCAUCGCACAGCUGCCGAUGGCACAAUGAUGACGUUUUCCUCAUUUCGGGGCGCAUCCUCCAGCAAUUCACCAAAGCGCAGUCAACAGCCAGCAUUAGCCAAUUUGGAGUUUCCACCGCCACCACUGGAUUUGCCACCGCCACCGGAGGAAUUCGAAACACCACCGCCGCCACCACCACCAGCACCUGAAGUGUUGGAAGAAGUACAGGCUGCAAGCAGCGCAACUACCACGCACUAUCCAUUGCCGAAUAGCAGCAGCAAUGAUGUCUCGAAUACUGCACCCAGUGUUGAGGAGGCCAGUUCGCGCUUCGGGGUAUCGCUGCGAAAACGUGAGCCGUCGACAGACUCGUGCAGUUCGUUGGGAUCACCACCGGAAGUUCAGGAGUUCAAUAUGAAGGAGAAAUUGAUGGCAGAGAUAAAAGAUCGUUCCAAAGAGAGUUCCGCUAACAAUGCGAAUAUACAAAAUGGCACCACGGGUACAGCACCAGCUGGUAGUGGUGUUGAUCCCGUAUCCUUAUUGUUCACCGAGUUGGCCGAAAUGAAUUUGUCAAAGCAAAAGUCAAUACCACCACCACCACCAAAAACUCUCAGUGGUGGUUGUGCUGGCGAUUCAAGCGGUCCACAAGCACAGGAGAAUGGCAAUACGAACUCCUUUAAGGCACAGCUAAAAAAAGUAGAACCAAAAAAAUUACCAACACCCACACAAAAGACCGAAAACCAGACGACGAUCAUCGACUUCAAAGCUCAUUUGCGAAAAGUUGAAAAAGAUCCAAAGGAUAAAAAAGACGUAGGCGCAGAUGAAGCGCCUAAAAGUUUAUUACAAAAAGGACAAGCUGUGACCGCAACGGGUACGUUGGGUCGCAAAGGUGACAAGAAAUUCACCACAGUAAUGACAUCGGCGACCGCUGUAACGCCAGCAACACAAAAGACUGAAAAUGCAAAAAAUGAUAUGACCAAUAGCAAUAAUGGUAAUUCCGUAAAUUCCACGAAUACUACUCACUCAACUUCCAACACGAAUGGCAAUACUCACCACGCAAACGCAAACUCAAAUUUGAACUGCAACAACACCACAGGUAUUUCUGAGUCGGCAGAUAACUCAGUGGGCGUAGUUGAAACCGAGACAGGGAAACGACGCAGCACAGGUAGUAUAAGUAGUUUGAAAAAGUUGUGGGAGCAGCCGGGUGGCAGCUCUGAUUAUGCAAGCACCCAAUCCCAGGCGAACUGCGCAACAAAUAGCGGCAUGGCAGGCACGACUUCCAACGUCACCAGCACCACCAUCACCUCAAGCACUAAUCAACUUUCACCCAAAUUCAAUUUGAAGCCCAUUUCGAAUACUGCAACCACGCCCACUGCAAAUUCAAAUCGUUUUCCAUCACUUAGCACUCAAAUUUCACCACGUACCAAUGUCGCCACCACGGCUGGCACAAAUUCCAUUGCAAAUAAGCCACCACCGGCAGCACCACCACCGCCACCCCCUACUACCAACAGCACAGCCAAUCAAAAUCAAAAUUCCAUUUUCAACAAUUCCCAUUGCACGAAAUCCCAACUAACAACCUCUCUUUCGACUCAACUAUUCACAGAUAGUAAUCAGUACGCCGAACAAGGCCAAUGCACUUCAGCAACCACCACCAACAACACCACCGCUAAUUCAUCAGGAAACAAUACAACGACUAACAACGAAAUCGCUUCAAUGACCCAAUCACUUUUCGUAGAGCAUAGCAGCACCGCCAACAGCGGCAGUUGCCUACACCAACAAAACAAUAAACUCACCACAUCAACCAUCUCGACAAACACGGCUGUGAAUAAUACUUCAAAUAACAUUUCAACUACGAAUAAGCCCGCCGUACCACUCAAGCCCACCAAGUUGACCAUCUAUGCUACGCCCAUUUCGCAGAAGAUCGCCGCCAGCGCAUUAGAUAGCUCAACUAAUUCACCACUCAGUAGCGCGCUACAGAGUUCCACGCAGAUCUCACGCGAAAGCAUACUCGAACUGGUAGCGCUCCUCGAGAGUUCAUUGCAUCAACACCCGGUGAAUUCGAUUUCCGCCUCACAAUGGCUGCAGCUGAGCGACAAACUCAAUAUACUGCAAAAUAAUUGUGUAGUUUUCGCCGACAACGAAUCUAUGCCGCCACACUCGAAAUUUCAUUUUCGUGAGUUGGUGACACGUGUCGAAACGCAAUCGCAGAGUUUACGCACAGCCGGCAGCAAAAAUGUGCAAGACAACGAGCGGCUGGUGAGCGAAGUGGGACAGUCAUUGAAGCAGAUAACAAAUGCGCUGCAUAGGUAAAUAUUAUUGAAGCGGGAAACACGGGCGGCGGCGAGAGCAAACAGUUACAAUGGUACUGAAGACGAAGUGGCAGAUGAUGAAUUGCCGAGUUGGCGUAGUUGGCUGGACGCCGAAGGAAAUUUUAUAAAGCGCAAAUGAAAGCUGCUAAGUUGAUUGCGAUGAUGUGAUGAGUUUGUGUUCUGCGAGAUGUGAUGUAAAGGCUUUAGUUUCCUGCUUUAUGGUGAAAGCAUAUCAUGAAUGUGAAGAAACUGUGGAAUUUGGGUGAUGCGUGAUGGGCACAUUAAUUUGUAAAAUGCGAGGACGAUAUAUACGGAAAAUGCCACAUAAAAGAUUGAAUAUCUGCUCUUUUCAUUUUGUAGUCUUGCAAAAAUUAAUGGUGUUAUUUUAGAGCGUUAUAUAGGGUGCGCGCAAACACUUUAAGCAAAACAAUUAUAAACACUAUUGUUUGUGGUUAUCAAUGUUAAAGUUCAGGGUUCUAAAUCCAUAUUAGUUGUGUACAAUUUAUUUCAUUGAUUAACAAACGAAACCACAGUAUCAACUAUUUUUCGCGUUCUUGUGUAUACCCUGUAUAAGAAAAAAAUUACAAAAUCUAGUCAUACAUGAAGAAUCCAAUUUAAAUUGCUGUUAGUUGUAGACUUACCCUCAAAUGAAAUCAAGACAUUUUAAAUUACUUGUACUAGUUACUAGCUUAAUGACAGCAAUUAAUGAAGCAAAAAAAAAAUCGAAAAGUUAGUAAGAGUAAAGUUAGUAAGACUUGCAUUAAGUAUUCAUUUACUACAUAUAACUAAUUUGUAGGUCUUGCUUUAUGAGCAAAUUUUUUUGGUAAAUUUAAUAAUUUAAAAAUUGUUUCCAUAUUUUAGACAUUUUUAUUAUAUAGAUAUA